GAUGCUAUUUGUGCAUUGAUAUUCCACAAAGACUUAGAAAGUCUUCCAUGGGCCAUUAGCUCCCGUCCAAAUAUCUAUACAACCAUUACUUCACGUAGUUUGUUCGUCAUAGCAACUCAUAUUUCGUCUCAUUUUUCUUAAAAGUUGAGGUUGAAUCAUGGGAAAUCAGUGGGUUUGGGGGCUUCAUCUUUUUUUCUUAAGCAUGUUUUUGGUUGGAACAAAAUAUACUUGUCUGGGUGCUCAAAAUUCGACAAGAAGCUGCCAUGAACAAGAGAGACUAGCACUACUCAAGUUCAAACAGAGCGUCAAAGAUGACUAUGGAAUGCUCUCUUCAUGGGUUGGCAUUGAUUGUUGCUCAUGGAAAGGAGUCCGCUGUGAUGGUGCCAACGGAAGAGUUGCCGGUCUUCAUCUCAGAGGAAAUUACGCCUAUGAAUAUGAUUACUACUUAGAAGGUGAUAAGGUGAACUCAUAUUUGGCUGAGUUAAGACAUCUGCAACAUCUGGAUUUGAGCGGAAAUAAUUUUAAAGACAGUCAGAUUCCUAAAUUCUUUGGAUCCUUCAAGCAGCUAAGUUACCUCAAUCUCUCUCUUGCAUUUUUUAAUGGUAUUAUUCCCCAUCACAUUGGAAAUCUCUCCAAUUUGAAGGUUCUUGAUCUUCGUUCAAAUGAUAUUCUCACGUCAAAUGAUAUGGCAUGGGUUUCUGGCCUUUCCUCACUUGAGCAUCUUGACUUGAGUGGCGUAAAUCUUUAUCAAGCAAACAAUGUUGAUAUGGUAUUUUACAUGAUUCCUUCAUUAACAUAUUUAAGUUUGAGAGGUUGUGACCUUACUAAUGCUGAUCUUGGUCUUCACCUUAAUUCAAGUAAAAUACUUCCCACCAUUGAACAUUUGGAUCUUAGCUCCAACAGCUUUGAAGGUCAACUCCCUCACUUUUUUCAGAACUUGACAUCUUUAACGUUCCUUGAUAUUUCAAGAUAUAAUCUUAGUCUGGCAUGGAACUCUGUAAACCUGCUAAACACGAUUCCUUCUUUAUCUAAAUUGCAUUUGUCAGAGUGCGGGCUUCACAAUGCCCCCUUUUCACCCAAUUAUUUGAAUUCCAGUGCCCAUUCCAACAUACAAUAUCUUGAUCUUAGCUUUAAUUCAAUUGAGGGUAGAUUUCCAUCUGAAUUAAUGAACAUCACUUCCUUAAAAGUCCUUGACCUUUCAUUCAACAGUUUGAACUCAUCAAUUCCUGACAUGCCUAACCUUCUAAAGCUCGAUGUUUCUGCUAAUUACCUUGAGCACAUCGAGCUUGUUGGGAUUUGGAGACGAUGUCAUCUGAAGGAAUUGAGCGUAUCAUAUAAUUAUUUUGGAGGAGAAAUGAUAGGCCCAUCAUCAAACACGUCUGAAUGCUCCCACUAUGCUUUAGAGGUGUUGGAAGCAGAGAAAAGUGAAUUAAACGGUUCGAUUCCAGAAUCAUUGGGAAGAUUAACAGGUUUAACUGAUUUAGAUCUGCAAUCAAACCUGUUAACAGGUCCAAUCCCAGAAUCAUUGGGAAGAUUAACAGGUUUAACUCAUUUAAAUCUGCAAUCGAACCUGUUAACAGGUCCAAUCCCAGAAUCAUUGGGAAGAUUAACAGGUUUAACUCAUUUAAAUCUGCAAUCAAACCUGUUAACAGGUCCAAUCCCAGUUACAGUUGGGCAACUCACCAAACUCGUUGACUUAGAUGUCUCUGAAAAUUCUUUAGAAGGAGUGGUUAUGGAAGCCCAUUUUGCUAACCUCUCGAUGUUGCAGUCGUUGGAUACAAGUGCUAAUCAUCAGUUGAUUUUUAAUGUCUCACAUGAGUGGAUACCUCCAUUCCAACUGAGGAGUGUUCAACUUAGUUCUUGCAAGAUUUUAAAUGGAUUUCCACACUGGUUGCAAAAUCAAAGGAUGCUUGUGAAUCUGGAAUUGUCUAAUGCUAGCCUAUAUGGUCUUCCACCAACAUGGUUGCAGAAUAUGCCCAGGCUUAAUAAAUUAGAUCUCUCUCACAACAAACUCAUUGGAUCAAUUCCAUUUAGCAAAUAUUUCAUGUUUUUAAAUCUACAAGACAACCUUUUCAAUGGGUCAAUUCCAAGGUCAACGUGUAGAAGAACAAGCUUGAUAACUCUUGAUGUUUCCAGCAAUCGGUUAUCUGGAAAUAUUCCUGAUUGUCUAGAGAAUCUACAACACAUGAGGAUGCUUAUACUUAGUUCAAAUGGGUUGUCUGGGGUCCUCCCAAGUUCUUUAGGAAAUAUUUAUUUCUUGGAAUGGUUAAAACUGAAUGACAAUAACUUCAAUGGCCAAAUACCACAAGACUUGGGAAAGUUGGGAAACUUAAAUGUUUUGGAUUUGGGCAAUAACAAAUUCUCAGGAAACAUACCAAAAUGGAUUGGAAAAGAACUUUCAGAAUUGAGGAUUCUCAGGUUGCAUAAAAACAACUUCACAGGAGGUAUUCCUCAUUCUUUGUGCAAAUGUUCACAUCUUCAUAUUUUAGACAUCGCACACAACAACUUUACAGGAUCCAUCCCUCGUUGUUUUGGAGAGUUGAGCGGGAUGGUUGAGGCAAGACACGCAUUUGAUUUUCAACCGUAUGAAGAGGAGUUAAAGCUGAUGGAUGUGAUUCAAGUAUUUAAAGGAAUCGAGCUUGAAUAUACAAAAACAUUGUAUAUAGUUGUUAACAUGGACCUUUCAAGCAAUAAACUUACAGGGGAAAUCCCUGUAGAGCUAACUGCACUUGCUAUGUUGAUGGGUCUCAAUUUGUCUCAUAAUCAUCUGAGUGGGAGUAUUCCAGAUAGCAUCGGAAACAUGAAGGCGUUAGCAUCUCUUGACUUCUCAGACAACCAACUAAGCGGGACGAUCCCUCCAAGCAUGGCUGCUUUGAACGAUUUGAGCUCAAUGAAUCUGUCACACAACAAACUGUCAGGAAGAAUUCCAACCGGAAAACAACUGCAGACACUUAUCGACCCAUCAAUAUAUGCUGGUAACAGGGACCUCUGUGGUGCACCUCUGCAAAAUAAUUGUUCCAAUCCUGAAAACCCACCAGCCACAACAAGCAACAGGUUUUUGUUUUACAUGGACAUAACGUAUGGAUUUGCAACAGGUUUUUGGGGUAUUAUUGGAGUUUUGGCAUUCAAGAAGGAAUGGAGAAGGAAGCUUUUUAUGAUUGCAGAGGUAACCAUGGAUAAGGUAUAUGUGGCGGUUGCAGUGAAGAUUUCCAAGAUUAAAAGAGGCAGAGAAGCCUAACAGAUUCUUAUAAUAGACAAUAUUUGUAAAAUUGUUGUUUUGAUUUAAAAUACUCUUCUGUUGUGUAAUAUAUUUAGACCAUGGGUGUGUUUAAUACAAAUAAAAAUAUUACAAUACACGAGAUAGAAUACAGGUGACAGAUUACAGAAGAAGUGGACUGAAGAUUAGACAUGUAAAAAGCAACAACAGGAGCAAUGAUGAUUACCGAGAGAGAAACAAUCCAAAAAGAGGUAUAUUUUUCGUUGUUUAGAUUCUUUAUCGUUCUGUAGUGUUUCCUGCAAAAUCUUUACAGAAUACAAAGUCAUUAGAAUCUGCAAAACCUAUACAUAAUAGAAAGCUACGUAGAAUUGAU
Helianthus annuus (common sunflower) is the source of this 3590-nucleotide messenger RNA. RefSeq names its product receptor-like protein EIX2. The record is from RefSeq and is a predicted model, not a curated record. The transcript has a single exon. Lineage: Eukaryota; Viridiplantae; Streptophyta; Magnoliopsida; Asterales; Asteraceae. Gene Ontology annotation, molecular function: protein binding. Bases 158 to 3238 code for a protein of 1026 amino acids.